Molecule: messenger RNA, 2036 nt
Organism: Monodelphis domestica (gray short-tailed opossum)
Lineage: Eukaryota; Metazoa; Chordata; Mammalia; Didelphimorphia; Didelphidae
Gene: GRK4
Product: G protein-coupled receptor kinase 4
Biological process (GO): protein phosphorylation; signal transduction; regulation of signal transduction
Cellular component (GO): cytoplasm
Molecular function (GO): G protein-coupled receptor kinase activity; ATP binding
Source: RefSeq, a predicted model, not a curated record
CGGCAGGGGCAGCGGCAGCGGCAGCGGCAGCUGAGGCCCCAGCGGUUGAGGCAUCGGCGGCGGUGGCGGAGACGCAUCUCGCCGGAGUCGCGGUGGGAGUGCCUCGCUCCGGGACUGGCGCCGGCAUCGGGAGAGAGAUGCGCCUCGGGGGCUGCGGCUCCUCCCCAGUGGCGGCAGUGGCGGCGGCUACGGCUACAGCUGAUCAUGGAGAUUGAGAACAUUGUGGCUAACACGGUGCUGCUCAAAGCCCGGGAAGGAGGAGGUGGCAAACGAAAUGGUCGAAGUAAGAAAUGGAAGGAGAUGCUAAAGUUACCCCAUAUCAGCUAUUGUAAUGAACUCAGAUAUUCCAUUGAGAAGGACUAUAACAGUCUUUGCGACAAACAACCCAUUGGAAGACUUCUUUUCAGGCAGUUCUGUGAUACAAAGCUUGAUCUAAAGAAAUGUAUUGAAUUUCUGGAUGCAGUGGCAAAAUAUGAGGUGGCUUCAGAUGAAAAUCGAAGAGACUCUGCUCUGAAGGUUUUAGACAAAUACUUCAAAAAUGGGUCUGCUGCCCGUUUACCAGAAAUACCUCAGGAUAUAGUGAAAGAAUGUAAAGAAAGGCUGGAGCAGAGCCCUUGCAAAGAACUUUUUAAAGACUGUACUAGGGUUGUCCAUGAUUAUUUAAGUGGAAGACCAUUUGAGGAGUACCAAGAAAGCAUGUAUUUCUCUCGAUUUUUACAAUGGAAAUGGUUGGAAAGGCAACCUGUAACCAAAAAUACAUUUAGACAUUACAGAGUACUAGGAAAAGGAGGAUUUGGAGAGGUUUGUGCCUGCCAAGUACGGGCAACAGGAAAAAUGUAUGCUUGUAAAAAGCUAGAAAAAAAGAGAAUUAAGAAGAGAAAAGGAGAAGCUAUGGCAUUAAAUGAAAAGAGAAUUUUAGAAAAAGUACAUAGUAGGUUUGUAGUUAGUUUAUCCUACACAUAUGAAACAAAAGAUGCCCUGUGUUUAGUCCUAACUAUUAUGAAUGGAGGGGAUUUGAAGUUCCACAUAUACAACAUGGGAAACCCUGGCUUGGAUGAAGAAAGGGCCAUAUUCUAUGCUGCAGAGCUAUGCUGUGGCUUGGAAGAUUUACAAAGGGAAAGAAUUGUUUACAGGGAUUUGAAGCCUGAAAACAUUCUGCUGGAUGAUCGUGGUCACAUACGGAUCUCAGAUCUUGGGCUAGCUAUGCAGAUCCCAGAAGGAGAAACAAUCCGAGGAAGAGUGGGAACAGUUGGCUACAUGGCUCCAGAAGUUAUCAAUAAUGAAAAAUAUACAUUUAGUCCUGAUUGGUGGGGACUUGGCUGCCUAAUUUAUGAAAUGAUUCAGGGACAAUCACCAUUCAGGAAACGCAAAGAGAAAAUCAAACGUGAGGAAGUAGAUCGCAGAGUGAAGGAAGACCAAGAAGUGUACUCCGAGAAGUUUUCAGAGGAGGCACAGUCUAUCUGCAGGAUGUUACUUACAAAAGAUCCAAGAAAACGAUUGGGCUGCAAAGGAGAGGGAGCUGCUGGUGUAAAGCUGCAUCCUUUUUUCAAGGGCAUUAACUUCAAGAGACUGGAAGCAAACAUGUUGGACCCCCCUUUUUCCCCUGAUCCACGCGCAGUGUACUGUAAAGAUGUUUUGGAUAUCGAGCAAUUCUCUACAGUAAAAGGAGUGAAUCUGGAUACCACAGAUGAUGAUUUCUAUUCCAAAUUUGUUACAGGUUGUGUCUCCAUCCCCUGGCAAAAUGAGAUGAUUGAAACGGAAUGUUUCAAAGACAUCAACACAUAUGAAAAUGACAACCUGACAUCAGAUGGAGAUGAUGACAAGCAAACUCUGAGACCAAAGAGGGGCUUCUUUCAUAGACUCUUCGGGAGAGGGGUCUGUUUUAAAUCUGAUUACAGUGAUAAUGAAGAGGAGCCAAUGAAACUAUAAACCACCGAAUAAUAUCCCAAAGCCAAAUGCUAAGAAUAAAUAAAUUCUGGAUAUUUUAUUGUAUCUAUGAACUAUAAUAAAAAAUUAUUAUAAAUUUUAAAACACAA